GUUUCCAUGGAGAUGGAAGAUGGCGCCCAGAAACCUAUUCCUGGGAACUUUAUUUCACCCCAGUCAGAACAGAAGACAACAGCCAUGGGUCUCUGGCUUGUUACUUCCAAAACAUCAUGUUCUGCUGCUGAAAGACCAGCCCACACAGCUGACAGCUUGUCUGCCACAUCACUGCUGUUGGAGUCAGUGUUUCACUUUGGCCUGAAGCACCAAGCAACUAGGAACAGCCGGCUUGGAGAGUCUGCAAAACCAGCUCCUGCUGCUGAAUUUCACUCCUUGCUGCCUGACACCCAGCUGUAAAGUGGGGCAGGUGGCACCCUACUGUGCAGCUGGGCAUGUGCAGGAGCUCUUUGAUCUUAGCUGGACCUGCUGCCCUGCCAGGCCGCCAGCUCUCCUCUACACCCCUGGAAAUCCUGCUCUUCCUCAAUGGAUGGUAUUAUGCCACUUACUUCCUCCUGGAGAUCUUCAUAUUCAUCUAUAAAGGGCUGCUAUUACCAUACCCCUCUGCCAACCUGGCCCUGGAUCUUGUCAUGCUCUUCCUCUACCUCGGCAUUGAAGUCACUCGGAUAUUUUUUGGCUCCAAGGGGAACCUGUGCCAGCGGAAGGUGCCGCUCUCCAUCAGCCUGGCCUUGACAUUCCCAGCGGCAGUGAUGGCGGCCUAUUACCUGCUGCUGCAGACCUACGCCCUGCGGCUGGAGGCCAUUCUCAAUGCCAUCCUGCUGCUCUUCUACGCCGUCGAGCUGCUCCUGGGCAUCCUCACCCUGGCCUCCUUCUCCAGGGUGGAUUCGUACUAAGGCUCCAUCCAGGUUGUUCUGGGCCAGACAAGGCUAUGCAUUGCCCCAGUGCCUGGGACCGAGGCCACGCAUUCCCUCCCUCCACAGCUGGUCUGAUGGCAGCGUCCCAGCCCCUUGGAGCAGAGCUAGACCCAGCCACAGCCUCAUUCCAUAUCAGCCCCUCCUGGGCAGGAAGCCACCGCUGGUGUGCCCAGUGACUUGGAGAGAGACUGUAACUCGCAUCCUAGACCUGGCGCCUCAUGAAGCAGCCAUUCCAUGUGCCCAGGCAUCACUCACCCGCUGCAGGCACCGCCCUCCCCCACCUGCCAGGCAUUGGGGGGGGAAAGGGGAGGAAGAGGCUGCUGGGAGCUGUCAUGGAUCCCAUUCUGGCCCCUACAGCCAGGGCUUAGAGUUUGUUCGAGCCCACGCACACAAGGCCAGGUGGCCCCUGGCCCAGACCACACCCCGAGGGAUCAUGCCUGCACCUGCUGUGUCCUCCCAUUUCAGCAUGGGGGCGGAGGGGCAGACGCCCAGGGCCCCCCGUAAGUAUUAAUAAGCUCCUGUCUAUCGCAUGUGUGCAGUGACUGAUGGGGAGGUGUUUGCGCCCACUCCCCCAGAUUCAGUGUUGUUUGCUGUAGCAGUGACUCGUGGCACUUUUUCCCCUCCUCUCGCACCCUCCGAAUCAAUACUAUUUUCCAAUAAAUAUUUAUUUUUCUGCUA
Molecule: messenger RNA, 1493 nt
Organism: Caretta caretta (loggerhead turtle)
Lineage: Eukaryota; Metazoa; Chordata; Testudines; Cheloniidae
Gene: TMEM216
Product: transmembrane protein 216
Biological process (GO): non-motile cilium assembly
Cellular component (GO): ciliary transition zone
Source: RefSeq, a predicted model, not a curated record